ACCAUACACACUCAGCUGGAAGAUGAAGGUCUCGUGUGCUCAAGCCUGGUUUUUCUUAUUGUUCCUGGUCGAAAAUGACAGAAACCAGGUUUCAGCCCUGUGUUCAGCACCCACAGUGCUCUGCUGUGCUGGCAAGAAUGACAGUUGCAGACAGGGUUGUUUCUGUGAUGAAUACUGCGUCACAGUCGGAGACUGCUGUGCUGACUACAGGCAAACAUGCCAGCUACCACCUUCAUCAUCACCUUCACCACUUUUGCCAACCUCUGUAUCAUCAACCUCACCACCUUCAUCUUCUUCCUUCACCUCACUGUCAUUUUCACCAUCCAUACAAUCAACCUCACCAACAACCAACCAAUCACCAACAUCACUGUCCUCAUCACCAACCUCACCACCUUCAUCUUCUUCAUCAACCUCACCAACAACCAACCAUUUACCAAGAUCAUUGUCCUCAUCACCAACCUCACCACCUUCAACCUCUGCAUUCUCUUCAUCAACACCCCAGCAGAAAGGAAAUAUCAGAGCAGUCUUCCACAUACGCGUUCGCUCCACAGCCAAUGAGGAGGCAAUGCGGAAAUCUGUGCAGGCUUUCAUUCUCCACCUCAGUUUGAUGAGGAGACAGCGAUGUGAAGACUGCAGCACACGAGUGCUAAACAUCAGCAAGAAAUAUCACUGA
This is a messenger RNA of Pimephales promelas (fathead minnow), 673 nucleotides long. RefSeq lists its product as uncharacterized. The record is from RefSeq and is a predicted model, not a curated record. Lineage: Eukaryota; Metazoa; Chordata; Actinopteri; Cypriniformes; Leuciscidae.